GUAACCUGGCUGUAAUACUCUUCUGGAAAUUGGUAUAUUUUUGAGAAUUGCUGGAUAGACGGUGUAUGAGGUCGUGCUGGCAAUGACAAACAUGUGGACACUACUUCUAUUGCCUUUUUUCGCCAUGCUUCAGGUCCCUUAUGCUUGGUGUUGGAGUCCUCAAGAUAGAGUACUUUUGAGGGAUAUUCAGACAAUUACUCUGUAUGCUGACCGAUAUACCAAUGCCCGCCGCUCCGCUCCUGUGCCACAACUGAAGUGUAUUGGUGGGAAUGCAGGCUGUCAUGCAAUGGUGCCACAGGUAGUACAGUGUCACAACCGAGGAUGGGAUGGCUUGGAUGUUCAGUGGGAAUGCAGAGUGGACAUGGACAAUUCAUAUCGAUUUGGUAAAGUGGAAGUAAGCUGCGAAGGCUUUGACUUCCCAGAAGAUCCAUAUGUUCUCCGUGGCUCCUGUGGGUUAGAGUAUACUCUUGAGCUCACAGAGGAAGGCAGAAAGAGAACACAAGAUGGGUACAGAAGUGCUGGCUUUGGCUCAGGCUAUUUCCAAAGCAAUUCACAAAGCUGGGAUUCCAAAACAGAUGGCAGCAGUGCAAUUGUUCUCAUAUUUAUAGUCAUACUUGCUUAUGGAGUGUACAAGCUAUUCCUGAGUGGCCCAUCAGUGCAGCAACACCCUCGACCUGAUGAGUAUGGAUAUGAUCAUCAAAGUCAGACUCAUUCUAGUGCUCCUCCACCUGGCUUCAAGUCAGACUUCACAGGCUUUUCCUCAGGUUAUGGUACCGGUCAUGUGAAUCAGGGACCUGGGUUUUGGACAGGUCUUGGAACAGGAGGUGUAUUGGGAUACCUAUUUGGUAACCGAAGAGCUCAGCCAUACCAGUCACCAUACUUCAACACUUGGACUGGUCCUUCCCAUUCAGAAUCAAUGCAUCAAAAUGACAGGCCACCACAGAGCUCAGGUGUCCGGACAGCUUCAGGAUUUGGAGGAACCAAAAGAAGAUAGAAUAUUUAUUUCAAGUGAAAAUAAACACACCCUGGGUUGGAGUGCAUUUUAUUUAAUUACAAUGUUUAAAUGCUUUUCUGAUUAGUGCUAGCCAAUUUCCUUUUACUAAAAAUAUGCAAACUUGUUUUGGUGCUUUGAACGGUAUGAAGAUGAUCUGAAGCUGUUGUACCAGAAUACUCUGUUAUAGCUUGAAUAUCAGCCUUGGAGGGAAUGUCAACCCCCCAAAAAUUGUUUGCUCAAUAAAAGAAAAUAUAAUUUUAAGCAA
Xenopus laevis (African clawed frog) is the source of this 1259-nucleotide messenger RNA. RefSeq names its product store-operated calcium entry-associated regulatory factor S homeolog (gene saraf.S). Lineage: Eukaryota; Metazoa; Chordata; Amphibia; Anura; Pipidae. Gene Ontology annotation, cellular component: endoplasmic reticulum membrane. The record is from RefSeq and is marked provisional. Gene Ontology annotation, biological process: regulation of store-operated calcium entry.